GGCGAAAGAGAAGGCAUGAGAAGAAGAAGCUUUUAAUGGCGGGAGUGAUUAGGGCUAAGCAGCUGUUUCUAUGCUCGUCGAUUCUCUCGAGCAACAACAAUAAGGUUCUAUCACGCCUUCCUCGGCGUAGUAUCAAUGUAAUUGCGGGAAAUCUCAAUUCGAGCGAGACUAAGAAGAAGGAGAAAGAGAAGAGGAAGAGGAGGAAAGAGAUUGAGGUGGAAAAAGCUACUGCGGAAGCAGUGGUCAAUAAGGAAAAGAGAAGGACACGGUCGAGCAGAGGGUAUGAACUCGCCGACGGUGACGAAGUUCCGUCCUCACAUGUGCCUGUGAUGCUCGGAGAGGUUCUUGACAUUUUCUCUUCCGUUCGCUUGCGAAGUUUCGUUGAUUGUACUCUUGGCGCAGCUGGUCACUCUUCUUCUAUCAUUCAAAGCCACUCUGAAUUGAAGAAUUUUGUUGGAAUGGAUGUUGAUCCUGUGGCAAGGAAACUGGGACACUUUCAUAUUGAUUCGCUCAUGCAUCCAACUUUGAAGGCUUCUAUAGUGUUGAAGAACUUCAAAUACAUCAAAUCUGUGAUUGCUGAUACGCAACCGGAGUUGUUAGAUGUAGGUGUUGAUGGUAUUCUUAUGGACCUGGGAAUGUCAUCUAUGCAGGUAAACAAUCCUGAAAGAGGGUUUAGUGUUCUUCAAGAGGGACCUCUUGAUAUGCGUAUGGAUCCUCAGGCGACUCUAACAGCAGAAGAUAUAGUGAAUUCGUGGCCAGAAUCUGAACUGGGAAGAGUUCUACGGGAUUAUGGCGAAGAAAGCAAUUGGUAUUUACUUCAAAAUAGAAUUGUUAAGGCUCGACUUAAUGGCGGGUUACAUUCUACUGGUGAACUGGUGGAUCUCAUUCGGGGUACGUCACCAGCAAGCAGAGGAGGCAGACAAGGCUGGAUAAAGACAGCAACACGUGUGUUUCAAGGCCUAAGGAUUGCAGUGAACGACGAACUCAAGACACUACAAAACUCACUCUACUCAUCAUUCGAUGUUCUCGCUCCAGGUGGGAGACUAGCAGUUAUCUCCUUUCACAGUCUGGAGGAUCGGGUUGUAAAACAAACGUUCCUCGACAUCUUAGGGUUUCAAAGAGAAGAGAUCAACGGAGAGGGAAGUAGUGUAAAACCGGAAAGGCAAAUCGAAGAAAGAGUAGAGAAGGAAUUAAAAGAGAAAGAAGAGUGGAUCAAACAGACAGUAAUAGCGUCGAAAGGAGUAAUACUGACAAAGAGACCAAUAACACCUUCAGAGGAAGAGGAAAGACUGAAUCGCAGAGCAAGAAGUGCUAAGUUAAGAGUGAUUCAGAAGUUGUGAUUACUUUAUGAAAUGUUUUUUUAGUUGACAAUCAAAAUUUCAAAGCUCUAACUAAGCUUUCAUUCAAAAUAGUCGAGGUUUUUAGAAAAGAAAGUUAGGAACAGGGAAACAGAAGAGGAUUGAUCCAAUAAUAGUUGAACCAAAACCAAUUAAACCAAACGGAAUAGUGUUCAAUUUUCGAACCAGACCGGUUAAAAUGCAUAAGUAAGUGUGUGUCGUCGUCGCCG
Arabidopsis thaliana (thale cress) is the source of this 1567-nucleotide messenger RNA. Its product is annotated as mraW methylase family protein. Gene Ontology annotation, molecular function: methyltransferase activity. The transcript has 5 exons. The coding region runs from base 36 to 1340 and encodes 434 amino acids. The record is from RefSeq and is marked reviewed. NCBI's taxonomy places the organism in Eukaryota, Viridiplantae, Streptophyta, Magnoliopsida, Brassicales, Brassicaceae.